Orussus abietinus is the source of this 1386-nucleotide messenger RNA. Its product is annotated as testis-expressed protein 47. The transcript is spliced from 10 exons. The record is from RefSeq and is a predicted model, not a curated record. Lineage: Eukaryota; Metazoa; Arthropoda; Insecta; Hymenoptera; Orussidae. The coding region runs from base 199 to 945 and encodes 248 amino acids.
GUGAUUGAAUACACCGUGGGAGGUUAGAGCCAAUUGAAACAACUUAAACAAAUGACUUGUUUUUAACAACUGAAAUUAAUUUAACGGUUCAUCAAUUCGUUCAAUCGAUUAUUGACUGGUUAGAUUGCACAAAUUAUUAAUUAUUAAAGGCUGUUAUUAAAUCGGAAUUUCCGUCUUGCUGAGGUUCUUUGAAGUGAAAUGGAUGAACCAGUAAGAAAAAAUUUGUUACAUGUCGUCAAACGGAAUCUGCGGGCCGCUGGUCGGACACAAUUUAUGACGAGGCUAGUUUAUAUUGGCGAAUACAAGUGUUCCAGUGAAGUUUUGCGAAAGAAGAUGGACAGUGUGAUUUAUAAAUUAACCACAGAACAAAACAAUGUUAAUAUAACAGGAAUGUUGCUUAUGUAUCCCAACUGUUUCAUUUGUUUAGUGGAGACGUAUGAAGAAAUCAUAUUCAGGUACUUAAAAGAAGUAUUUGAAGACAAAGAAUUUGAAAUAAAUUUUGGAACAGUAAUUCAUCUUCCUGUAUAUUACCACGCUCAUCAAAGAUUUUUUACGGGAUGGUUUACGACGUUCACAAAACCACCAACACUUUUAGAUAAAUUGGAUGCUUCGGGAAUCGAUGAAUUACAAAAACAAAUGUCUAAUUGUGUGUCCAAAGUGUAUAACUUGUGCGAGUAUAUUGUUGAUACACGCGAAAGAAAUCAAGUGAAUACCGAAGAAAUUUUGAAUCGCGUCGGAGAGCUUGUUCCUCAGUACCUUCCUGAAAGUACCGUACUCGAAUUCUUACUCAAAUCUAAAGCUCCUGUGCUGACUGAUAUUCGAGAGUACUUAAAAUGCUACACCGCUGUUCCAUUCAUAUCUUUCUAUAAUGAUAAAAUUUGGCCAGCACCAGGUGAUUUAAUGCCUCGGGACGUAUUCAGCGUGCAAGCACCUCGUAAAAAUUAAAGGGCACCUGAACAGAGCCAGUGGCAGCAAUAAUGAAAUGUACAAAUGCUAUCAACAAUGUGGCCCUAUCUCGAUUGGCAGUCGCGAACGAUCCAAGAGAGCAGUCGCACGCGGCUUUCCGGAAAUGAAGGAAAAUCCCUCACGGUUCCAGUUUUCCCUUUCUCGCGCGUCCACUCUAUUGCGGGAAAUUUCCUGGAAGGCGUGAAAUCAAAGAAACAAGAUUUUCCGCCUAAGGGAAGAGAACGUCCACGUCGUUUCGUGAACGUCGAGACCGAGGAAAGCGAUCCGCAGACUUUGAUUAGCUCCCCAAAACCGCAAAAGACUGGAAUUUUCAAAACAACGUUAACGUUCGGAGAGGACCACUCGAAGACGGUUUGCUUUAUACACUGUACAGCCACAGAUAAUGCUUGGAAUAAAAUCUCGAAUGUCGCCUACCAAAAA